UUCGCUCAGCCGCUGAGGAGGCAGGAUGGGGAAGACGGUGCGGGAUCACCUCGUGGACACCCUAGACGAGCUGGCGCAGGACGGGUUUAAGAGGUUCAAGACCAAGCUGAACGUGUUCCCGGUGAAGGCGGGUUAUAGCAACAUCCCCCGGGGCCAGCUGGAAAAAGCUGAUGUCCUGGAUGUGUGCGACAAGCUGAUCAGCUUCUAUCGGGAGAAGUAUGCAGUGGAGGUGACUGUGGAGGUCCUGACAGCCAUCAAUGAAAGGGAGCUGGCAGACAGACUCCGCAAGGCAACAGGGACUGGUUCCGGUGGCGAGGGGCAGCAGCCAGGGCCAUCUGACGGUGCCACAGGAAAAGGUGAGUCCGGGCAUUUUGUCGAUCGAUACCGAGUGCAGCUGAUUGAACGUACCGCCCCUGUGGACCCCAUCCUGGACCUUCUUCAUGGGGAUGUUCUGGACGAGGAGCAGUACCAGACCAUUAGAUCUGGGAACACCAACCAGGAGAAAAUGCGGAAGCUGUAUCUACUAAUGCCAAGCUGGAAUAAAAAGUGCAAGGACCGGUUCUAUGAGGCACUGAAAGCCAAGAAUAAGUUCCUCAUUGAAGACCUUGAGGGAAAUUAAGACAAUCAAGAAGUUACGUUCCUUGUGAACGUGCAGCCAUUCCAGGUGCAUGCAACCCUAGCUCCAGAUUCCACGUGGCUUUCUGGGCAGGGUGGUGCUUUCACCCCUUUGCUAACAUUGUUGCAGGUAAAAAACCUCUUUCCAGCGCUCCCUUUGGUGGAAUGGGUAAGCCGGUGAU
This is a messenger RNA of Emys orbicularis (European pond turtle), 797 nucleotides long. RefSeq names its product apoptosis-associated speck-like protein containing a CARD. Gene Ontology annotation, biological process: regulation of apoptotic process; inflammatory response; innate immune response. NCBI's taxonomy places the organism in Eukaryota, Metazoa, Chordata, Testudines, Emydidae. The coding region runs from base 26 to 619 and encodes 197 amino acids. The transcript is spliced from 3 exons. The record is from RefSeq and is a predicted model, not a curated record.